Molecule: messenger RNA, 708 nt
Organism: Hydractinia symbiolongicarpus
Lineage: Eukaryota; Metazoa; Cnidaria; Hydrozoa; Anthoathecata; Hydractiniidae
Exons: 4
Coding region: 1-708 (235 amino acids)
Biological process (GO): DNA recombination; DNA integration
Molecular function (GO): DNA binding
Source: RefSeq, a predicted model, not a curated record
AUGUAUCAUUCUUGUUGCCUUUUUGGGGUUUUUACGUGUUUCGGAAUAUGUUUGCCCUCCAAUUUCUCGUUUGACCCAGCUGUCAAUCUGGCACCUUCUGUUUUUACUUUUUCUCCCUGUGGCAAAGUUUUAUUUUUACAUAUUAAAGCAUCCAAAACAGAUCCCUUUAGACAAGGAAUCACAAUCCGCCUGGCCAACAUUGGAGGAAAAUUAUGUCCCGUUAAUGCAAUUAGACAAUACCUACUGUUUCUGGGUGGCACACAUGGUCCUUUGUUCAUCCUUUCCAGUGGCGAUUUUGUGACAAGGAAAUAUGUUUCAGCCUUUUUAAGUAUUAGCCUUAAAAACAAUUUAGACCUGAAUACACAUAGUUUUCAGAUCGGUGGUGCCUCUGCAGCGGCCUCUUGUGGUUUUUCAGAAUCCGUCAUUAAAAUUCUUGGUAGGUGGUCUAGUGACUGUUAUCGGGGAUACGUGCAUGUCUCGAACAACGCUUUGCUAGAAUGGAGCAGUAAACAUUGUAAACAUAAGCAAGUGGUAGGACUUAAGAAUUUAGGGAAAUUUGGGGAUGCUGGGCUGCCUUCAUCAGCCUUCGUUUUGUGUUUUAAAAAAGAGAGAAAUGAAACAAUGAAAAGUUGUAAAAAAGAGAGAUCAAGGAAAAUACAAAAGUUGCAAAAAAGAGAGAUAAAGGAAGCAACAAAAGUUGAACAUUAG